UGGUACAUGACCCCCCAUGUACUCUUGGCUAGCAGUGCUAAAACAGUCAAGUAAGUUUCAAAUUUUCUUUCUUCAUGACAUUGUUGCCUGAUGUGAUGAUUGCAAGAGCAUGAAACUUGAAGUACUGUAGCAUCAAACACGCCUUCAUUGGCCUUGUUCUUCUGACAUACUAGUAAUAAUAAUGCCCUCAUUCAGGAGCAAAGAGCAGCUUCUUCUUUCGAUGUGAGUGUGUCCGUUUGCAUUUGUGUACACAGCGAAAAUAUGCAGUUUGUUGAAGCACUGACUUCGUAUUUUGAACAGCGUAGAAGUUCUGGAUUGACGAUUCUGGAGAGUAAAUGAAGCUGACUUCCCGGUGUACCAGCCAAUGCGAACGACGACAGUUGGCACCCAUCACCGUUCUGAUGACCAGGGAUGUGGCGCAAGUUGCCGAAUGCGAAAAAUGCGUUAUUGUUUGCGCUGGCUUUUUGCUGUGUUCUCCUAUUGGUGAGCCAGGGAGGGACCAGAACUCAGCCAGUUCAAGAAGCCGGCAGCUUUGUGGGCGAUGUUGAGCUCGCUCACUUCCGCAUCAAGUCGCUCAGCUCGCGCAGCCAGGAGCUGAAGCGCUCGAUCGCCGAGAUGCGUGCUUUCCUCGCUCAGAACGCCAAAAAGGUGGGACACUUGGAUCCAACGGCAGCUACUCUCUCCGGGAAACUGGGCGCUCUGGGCAGCGAUCUGCUUGACAACCAGCAACGUGGGUUCAAGAAUUCGAAAGCAGACGCCGACGCUGUUGUCGGUGUUCGGGCUGUUCAGCCGCAGCAGCAGCUAGAGCCAGUGAAACAGCAGGCGGUCGUCGCUGCCGGUGGUGGUGGUGGCAAUGCUGCUGGCGGUCUCGACACUCUACUGCACCAGUCCUCACAAAAGGUACUGGACACAGUGGCCGGCCUAGACCAUGUCUCUUCCAUGGCUGCACUCAACCCAAUACGCAAGACCAGCCAGGGUCGAUCAGGAGUGAGACUGGUGGUGGGCAUACCAACCGUACAUCGUAGUAAGCAGAGUUAUCUCCUCGCCACGGUACAGUCGCUCAUUUCCAACCUGGCCAUGUUUGACCCGACGGACAUCCUCUUCGUGGUCAUGGUGGCCGACACCGACAAAGACAAGGUGGACUUUGUUUUCUCGGAGAUGUCUUCCAAGCUCUCCGAGAACAUCCAAUCCGGUAUGGUUGAUGUUAUAGCCCCACCACCUGCUCUCUACCCGGAUCUGAAGAGCAUGAAGCCAUCGUUUGAUGACCCAAAAGACCGUGCCACGUGGCGUGUGAAGCAGGUCUUUGACUUUGCAUACUUGAUGAUGUAUGCGCGCUCGCGUGGUAUGUACUACCUGCAGGUGGAAGACGACAUCCAGGCCAUGCCCAACUACGCCACACACAUCGUCGAGCGUGCCAAGAAGGACAACACGUGGGACGUGCUGGAGUUCUCCUCCCUCGGUUUCAUCGGCAAGCUGUUCCGCUCCAACGACCUGACGGAGAUGGCACACUUCUUCCUGGCAAACGCGCCGUACAAGCCGGUGGACUGGCUGCUCGACGACUGGUUCUACGUGCGCUACUGUCAUCCGGAGAAGGACUAUAAGGAUUGUCGCAAUCGGAAGAAGGCACACCGUGUGCUCUUCAAGCCGUCGCUAUUCCAGCACGUGGGCCAGUACUCCUCGCUGGACGGCAAGAUACAGAAGCUCAAGGACAAGUCGUUCAAGCAGGAGAACCUGCCCUCGCUACACACCAACCCCGCCGCCGUCAUAUCCUCCUCCAUAAAACACUUCCAGCAGAACACGAUCGAGGCGGCGUACCUCGGGACCGGCUUCUUCUGGGGUAUGGGUCAGUCGCGGGAUGAUCGUAUUACCGUUACGUUUGGCUCGCCGACAAUUCUGAAAAGAAUUCUCAUCGCGUCCGGGAAUACGGAUCAUCCCGGCGAUUCCUUUGCUAGCUCAGUCAAACUGCAGUAUCUCACGCAGGAGGAAAACAGCAAAAACCCGACAUCUCCAUCCUGGCAAGAUCUCUGUACUCCAGACACAAAAGGCACCUUUGACUGCAAACUCAAGGCCGAUAUCAAGGAGCUGAAAGCGAUAAGCAUUCUGUUUGCCGAAGAUAGCAAGCAGUGGAUUCUCGUGCCCGGGGUGUACCUUCACGUAUGAUCCUUGGAUGGCUGCUCCCUGCCAGUGACUCCUUAUCAACAAAUGUGUUGUACGGCUGUGUAUGGGUAGCCCUGAUCUUGAUGUCCUGCCACUGGCAAGUAUGAUGUCAUGUAGCCGGGACUCCCCCCCCCCCCCCCCCCCGCGCGCGCGCGCGCAUCGUGACAUUCUCAUCUGGCAGAAUGUCCACGGUGCAAUCUUCGCCUUCAGUUACAGUAGCUCAAUACCGGAUAAUUAUCCCGGACGGUGGUCUCUUGCUUGUCUUGACCACAUCUCUCUACAAGCACGUAGGUGUGGUUUUAAGAACCGCCAAGAAGUGACUAUCUUCCACUACGCCGCAGAAAGAUGCCCAUAACUCAUAAGGCUGUGUGACUUGGCUUCACAAAACCCUUUGUUUCUGUCUCUGGAUGAUCCAUGAUCCCGGGCAGCGUUGCCGGAAUCUGUCGUAGACUAACUCUUAUAUCCACUUGACGUAUUAGCCCGCACACCACACACACGCGCGCGCGCGCGCACACACACACACACACACACACACACACACACACACACAGCAGUGCAGGCCCAGGGCCAGCUCCCAAGGGGUGAUGCGGCCCCAGGUCGGCCAGGGCAGAUAAUUUCCGCAUGCCCUAUGUCAGUGUCAUGGGAUGAUUCAUCUCUAGCUAUCUGUUGCAGCAUCACAUCUGAUUGUUCCAGCUUGUUGUUGCUUGUUCCAUCUUGUUGUUGGUUGUUCCAUCUUGUUGUUGGUUGUUCCAUCUUGUUGUUGGUUGUUCCAUCUUGUUGUUGGUUGUUCCAUCUUGUUGUUGGUUGUUCCAUCUUGUUGUUGGUUGUUCCAGCUUGUUGUUGCUUGUUCCAGCUUGUUGUUGGUUGUUCCAUCUUGUUGUUGGUUGUUCCAGCUUGUUGUUGGUUGUUCCAGCUUGUUGUUGGUUGUUCCAUCUUGUUGUUGGUUGUUCCAGCUUGUUGUUGCUUGUUCCAGCUUGUUGUUGGUUGUUCCAGCUUGUUGUUGCUUGUUCCAGCUUGUUGUUGGUUGUUCCAGCUUGUUGUUGUUGGUUGUUCCAGCUGUUGCAGCAUCACAUCUGGUUGCUCCAGCUUGUUGUUGGCUGUUCCAGCUUGUUGUUGGCUGUUCCAGUUGUUCCAGCUGUUGCAGCAUCACAUAUCGCUAGCAACAGAUACACUGUAAUGUGCAUGUCUACAAUUAGUUCAGUAGUCCUCACAGGACAUGAUGUACCUGCACAGGACAUGAUGUACCUGCACACACUUGAUCAUGCACUGGACAUCUGUGAAAUCUGGAAUUGGCGGAGAGUGGCAUGGCCAUGCGAGCCGUACCAGUGGCGUCGUCGGCCCUGCUCGGCACGCAUACCCCUGCCCGUCGUACCAGUGGCGUCGGCGGCCAUGCUCAGCAGCACGCAUACCCCCCCCCCCCCCCCGGCCCUGUUUCCUGCUGGCUCUCACGGCAGCCGUACCAGUGGCGUCGGCGACCCUGCUCAGCAGCACGCAUACCCCCCCCCCCCCUGGCCCUGUUUCCUGUUGGCUCUCACGGUAGCCGUACCAGUGGCGUCGGCGACCCUGCUCAGCAGCACGCAUACCCCCCCCCCCCCCUGGCCCUGGCCCUGUUUCCUGUUGGCUCUCACGGUAGCCGUACCAGUGGCGUCGGCGGCCCUGCUCAGCAGCACGCCUCCCCCCCCCCCCCCGGCCCUGUUUCCUGUUGGCUCUCACGGCAGCCGUACCAGUGGCGUCGGCGGCCCUGCUCAGCAGCACACAUACCCCCCCCCCCCCUGGCCGUGUUUCCUGUUGGCUCUCACGACGUUUGCCUUGCUUCUUAGACUGCAGCGCUUGUCGUUGCCAUGGCGCCCCACGGUGCUGGACUAGAGUUGCUUAUGUCUACCGUUCCCUAUAACUGACCCUCUUGACACACGUAGACACGCACGCAAACACACGUUCUCGCGCUUGCUGUGAUUUUUGAUUUCUAUUUAUUAGCGUGUUCCCGUUUUGAAACUGUGUAUGCAUUGCCCUCAGCCCUCAGCCUCGCUAACUAAGUUAGGAGUGGCAAUAACUUAUUGGGUA
This is a messenger RNA of Sycon ciliatum, 4218 nucleotides long. Its product is annotated as alpha-1,3-mannosyl-glycoprotein 4-beta-N-acetylglucosaminyltransferase A-like. NCBI's taxonomy places the organism in Eukaryota, Metazoa, Porifera, Calcarea, Leucosolenida, Sycettidae. Gene Ontology annotation, biological process: protein N-linked glycosylation. The coding region runs from base 412 to 2160 and encodes 582 amino acids. Gene Ontology annotation, cellular component: endoplasmic reticulum-Golgi intermediate compartment; endoplasmic reticulum; Golgi stack. Gene Ontology annotation, molecular function: acetylglucosaminyltransferase activity. The record is from RefSeq and is a predicted model, not a curated record. The transcript has 6 exons.